CGGAAUUAGAAGAUCAAUUAAUCGUACAAAUAUAUAGAGAGUUUUGAUAACACAAGACACAAAUGAUCGACAUGGAAAGAAGAAGAUUAAUUGAUCACUUCGAGGCCGUUCUGCUCCUGUGCUGCGCUUUCCUAAUUUCUAGCGCGGCCGGUGCAUUCCGCGGCCAUGUUUCCGAUGACACGGGGUUACGCCGUGGCCUCACAGAAACAGGUCGACAAAUUUUUGAUGUCACGAAAUAUGGUGCUGUGGCUAACAAUGAGCGUAAGGACAAUGUACAGGCAUUUAUGAAGACUUGGGUAGCGGCAUGCAGAAACUCAAACGCGCCAGCAAAGAUUGUGAUUCCUACAGGAGCAUUUUUGGUGGGACCUGUUGUGUUCCAAGGGCCAUGUAAAAGCUCGGAGCCAAUAGUUAUUGAGGUUCAGGGUACUGUGAAGGCCACGACCGACGUCAGUGACUACUCUUCCCCGGAAUGGUUCUCCUUUGAAUUCGUCAAUGGAUUGGUUCUCACCGGCAAAGGAACUUUCGACGGCCAAGGGCCGAAGGUUUGGCAUUACAAUGACUGCAAGACAAACCCCAACUGCCAACAUCUCGCAUCCUCACUGAGGUUUAGUAAUGUGAACAACGCAUAUGUUGAGGGGAUCACAUCCUUGAACAGCAAAUGGUUCCACUUUUUCAUUUAUGAGAGCAAAAACAUUACUCUCAAUAAUGUUAAGAUAACCGCUCCAGCUGAAAGCCCAAACACCGACGGCAUUCAUAUAAGCGCUUCGACUUCUGUCAAUGUUACUAAUACCGCCAUUGCAACCGGUGAUGACUGCAUUGGCAUAGUUCAAGACUGCCACAAUAUCUACAUCACUAACGUCACUUGUGGUCCAGGACAUGGCAUUAGUGUUGGUAGCCUUGGAAAAUGGUCUUACGACAAGGGUGUCAGCAACAUCGUUGUAAGAAACUGCACAUUAGUUAACACAACGAAUGGUGCCAGAAUCAAGACUUGGGGUGGGACAACUUCAGGUGAAGCGACUGGCAUCAUCUAUGAAAAUAUUAUAAUGAAGAAUGUGAAAAACCCCAUCAUCAUUGAUCAGAACUACGGUCGCAAAAACCAACCAUCAAAGUGGAAGAUCAAGGACGUUCAUUUCAGGAACAUAAAAGGCACAUCAGCUUCAAAAGUGUCAAUCUCUUUAGGGUGCAGUUCAUUGUUCCCUUGCGAGGUGGUUGAGAUGUCAAACAUCAACUUGUCCUAUGGAGGCACCAAAUUCGCUACCACAGCAACUGAUUCUGUAUGUGCAAACGCUAAAGUCGCAAAUUCGGGCUCAAACCCAGUACCUUGCAGCAGCAAGGGCCCAACAGUUCCUUCGGCCCAGUCUACUUUUGAAUAGAGGCCCAAAAAAGGCUAAAGGGCACUAGCUUGGAAUUACCACACGUGACUUGACAAAUCAAAUUAUAGAAUAUUACACUUUUUGCCAUGUCAGAAUAUUGGUGUGAUGACAUGUCAAAUAGCAAAAAAUUGUCACGCUAUUAUGCCCAAAUAGAUCCCUUUUGACUCUGUUAAAUCAAGUGUUUGU
Molecule: messenger RNA, 1559 nt
Organism: Morus notabilis
Lineage: Eukaryota; Viridiplantae; Streptophyta; Magnoliopsida; Rosales; Moraceae
Product: exopolygalacturonase
Exons: 5
Coding region: 63-1373 (436 amino acids)
Biological process (GO): carbohydrate metabolic process
Molecular function (GO): polygalacturonase activity
Source: RefSeq, a predicted model, not a curated record